This is a messenger RNA of Pecten maximus, 806 nucleotides long. RefSeq lists its product as uncharacterized. The record is from RefSeq and is a predicted model, not a curated record. Lineage: Eukaryota; Metazoa; Mollusca; Bivalvia; Pectinida; Pectinidae.
UCUGAACCUGGAACCGAAACAAUUAAUAUUGGGCAGAAUCACGUGACUACGAGAGCCACCAUUGAUGGCAUAGCCAUGAGCUUCGACUUCCGGUUCCUGUACUUCUGCGCAUUGAAUGGAUACUCGUUGUACAGAGUGCCAACGGCAUUGCUAAGGAACAGAUCAGCAAUAUUUUCUGUGGAAAGUGUUGGUCGAAAAGUUGACCUCACAGACGGAAUGGUGUUCACUGACAAAGCAUUGUACUUCGGAGGCUUGACCACAAAUUCUGUAUACAAGUGGUCAAUCAAUCCGGCCAAACACAAUUCGUUUAAUCAACAGCUGGUUAUCUCCAACAAAACCAGUCUCCGAUGGAUUGACACUUUUGCCAUGGACGACCGUCAGAAUCUUUGGCUCGUUGCCAACGGUUUAGACAUGUUUGUGACAGGAAGACGAAAUCUUACACAAACAAAUAUGUUCAUUUGGAAAAUACCAAUUGGAGAGAAGGGCUACCUUUCUUCUGCACUGUCACGGACAAAAGAUGAUAUUUCGAACGGCAGUAUGAACACUAUGACCUGUAAUUUGAUGUUAUUUUCAGUGUUGGUGGUGUUGACGACGUCAUUCAUGCUUUAAAUCAUUUUCUUUAGUGAUAUAGAUAAGUUCGUUAGUUUUUACGAGAUGUUCAACGACGUGUUCAAAAUGUUUCUUCAUUUUAUAUAUUUACAAAAUUUAAAAAAUCAGCGUUCAUAGUCUAAUAUUUGUUUCACAACUUUCACCACCCGAUUUUCUUCGAGAAAUAUAUAGAUGGUCAUGAACGCGAAGAAGACUAA